Messenger RNA from Pelodiscus sinensis (Chinese soft-shelled turtle), 3077 nucleotides. The record is from RefSeq and is a predicted model, not a curated record. Lineage: Eukaryota; Metazoa; Chordata; Testudines; Trionychidae.
UCCUCCAUUAUGAUACAUAUGCUGUCCUGUCUUUUGUAUGAAAUGUGCCAAUACCAUGGUGAGGGUGCAUCAGAACUAUGUAGAGAAGAAAAAGGAUCUGUGUCAAAACUACUGGCUGUGUUACACCGUCACACUACUGAUCCUGUAAACUGCUUAGACCAACAUGUCCAACGGUCUCCAGACAGAGUGGCUUUGAUCUGGGAGAAAGAUGAGCCUGGCACUGAAGUGAAAAUCACAUACAGGGAACUUCUGGACACGACCUGCCGUCUUGCCAACACACUGAAGAAAUAUGGAAUACACAAAGGGGACAGGGUGGCAAUCUAUAUGCCUGUGACGCCACUGGCUGUGGCUGCCAUGUUGGCUUGUGCCAGAAUUGGUGCUAUUCAUACAGUUGUCUUUGCUGGAUUCAGUGCAGAGUCUUUAGCUGGGAGGAUCAUUGACUCUGGCUGCAAAGCUGUCAUUACCUACAACCAGGGAGUCAGGGGAGGACGAGUUGUAGAGCUGAAGAAGACUGUGGAUGAAGCUGUAAAGAACUGUCCCGGUGUCAAGCAUGUCUUCGUGGCUCAGAGGACAGACAACAAGGUCCAUAUGGAUGAUCGUGAUAUUCCUCUUGAAGAAGAGAUGGCCAAGGAGGCCCCUGUGUGUGCUCCUGAAAGCAUGGACAGCGAAGACAUGCUCUUCAUGCUUUAUACCUCAGGGAGCACGGGCAAACCCAAAGGGAUUGUUCACACGCAGGCUGGGUACCUGCUUUAUGCUGCUGUGACACACCAGCAUGUGUUUGACUACCAGCAAGGUGACGUCUUUGGCUGUGUGGCUGACAUCGGCUGGAUCACGGGACAUAGCUAUGUUGUAUAUGGACCACUCUGUAAUGGGGGAACCUCUGUCCUCUUUGAGAGCACUCCAUUGUAUCCUGACCCAGGUCGUUAUUGGGAAACUGUACAGAGAUUAAAAAUUAAUCAGUUUUAUGGUGCGCCAACUGCUAUACGACUUCUGCUGAAGUAUGGAGAUAAGUGGGUGAAGACGUAUGACAGAUCUUCCUUAAAAACCCUGGGAUCAGUGGGAGAACCAAUUAACCAUGAAGCGUGGCAAUGGUUCUACCGUGUAGUGGGAGACAGCCGGUGCACCCUUGUUGACACCUGGUGGCAAACAGAAACAGGAGGCGUGUGCAUUGCUCCCCGGCCCUCGGAGGAAGGAGCUGAGGUCAUUCCGGCGAUGGCUAUGAGGCCGUUCUUUGGGAUUGUUCCGGCGCUGAUGGAUGAGAACGGAAAAGUUAUCGAGGGGAACGAUGUCUCUGGUGCUCUGUGCAUCGCACAGCCCUGGCCUGGCCUGGCGAGAACCAUCUAUGGAGAUGAUCAGAGAUUUAUAGACGCUUACUUCAAAAAGUACCCAGGCUAUUAUUUCACCGGGGAUGGUGCCUAUAGAUCCCCAGAAGGGUAUUACCAGAUAACAGGGCGGAUGGAUGAUGUCAUAAAUAUCAGCGGUCACAGGCUUGGAACGGCAGAGAUCGAAGAUGCCAUGGAUGAACAUCCAGCUGUGCCUGAAACAGCUGUGGUUGGUUACCCCCAUGAGAUCAAAGGAGAAGGUGCCUUUGCUUUCAUCGUGUUAAAGGAGGACACCGUUCAGACCGAAAAUGUUAAAGAAGAGCUCAAAUCUAUCGUUGCUUCCAAGAUUGCCAAGUAUGCAGUGCCCGAUCACGUUCUGCUUGCAGGCAGUCUCUGUCGUAAGAUGUAAAUGAAACCGUUUCAAAGAUGAGGGACCAGUCCUCCUAAAGAGAGUCACUCACUGCACACUCUCGAGGCUUCGCUCUAUUCUGUGAAGACCCAGCGCCAAGCUCCACUGAAGUCAUUAGGGGGGUCAUAAGGAGACCCUGUGACUUGGCUUGCGGCAUUGGCCUUCCAGUGUACUGCUGUUUCCUUGGAAUGUGGGAGGGUAUGAAGCUCCCAUAGGCCUUUCUCUUCUUGAGAUUGUUCCUCAUGCAAGGUGGCCACAUAAGAACUAGAGAUAUGCAACCGAUUUGGCUGUUGGUCGAACUGAACGAUGGCUUCACUAAUGAAGAACAAAAACAAAGGUUUUAGAAUCUUCCAAACAUCUUAUUGGCCAAUGUUAUCUCAUGAAAUUGUAUUUUUCAGAUCACAUUAGCUUUCGCUGCAGCUAAUAUAGCAUCUUGAGUGACCUUUACACUCUUUUUUAACUGAAGGGCUAACAGGAAGGUUUAAAAAGGGAAAUAAGAUUUUGCAUUGACUGCAAAGUCUCCUUCUCUGUUGUCAGUCUUGGAGUGAACCAAAUGUUUUUUGCACAGAUGUGUACGUGUCUAACCUGCACAUUUUUACUUCACUUGUUCCCAACUCUGAGUUUUAACCAUGUUGCCUUUUUUCUCCUCUUUGGAUAGACACAUUUGUUAAAUACUGUGGGCAUAGGCCAUGAGGCUCUUAAUUUUAUUUAAGACUUUUUAAGACUUCUUUGUAGAUGUUGGCUAUAUCUAUGGAACAUAUUAACUUCUAUUGUUUCCUUGUAAUGACAUGGUUUAAGUAAAAAAAUAUUUUUGAUCGAGGUCCAAAUCCUCAAUACCUGUGAAGGUCUGGGCCCAAGUGCCUUAAAAGUAAACUGGAGUAAUUUCUGUUCUCAGAUUUUCAUUAAAAGAAAUCCUUGUCCCUAUAUAAAGUGUCUUCUUUUCAGUGUCAGGUAUAGCUGACACCUUAGCUGCACCUUAGCCUAGCCGUACACUGCCUGUCCCUUAAGGGUUUUGAGCUAUGGGUUUAUUCAGCUCCUAAAACUCAAAUCUGCCUUUACUGAUUAUUGUGAUCUGUUUACACAUGGUUUACUUUUCAGAAGCAAAGGAAUUUUCUAGAUCAAGGUGAGUUAAAUCUCACUCUUCAAUUCAAACACAAUGCCAAAAUUGUUUGGGUUUACUUCUCACUGGACAAUAACCCACUAGGGAGCACUGCAAUUGCACAGGAAAACCUCCACCACAAAACAGAGCCACAGAAGGAGGGAGUUCUGGGUUGCACUGUGUAUUUCUUCCUAAUGAAAAACAAACUGGAUUGUUUCAACUGUGGCUCCUUGGGCAGAUACAACCC